AUGGGUUUUAAUGAUAAGUGGAGAAAAUGGAUUCAUGAAUUCCUGAGAAAACGAAUAGUAACAAUAUUGGUUAACGGAAGUCCUACCAAAGAAAUCAAGAUGGGGAGAGGAUUGAGACAACGGGACCCCUUGUUUCCUUUGCUAUUUCUCAUGGUGGCAGAAGGGAUCAAUUUAAUGAUGGAGACAAGUGUUCAUAGGAUAUUGUUUGAUGGAUAUGAGUUUGGAAAUAGCGACGUGGAAGUCUCACAUAUUCAAUACGCCAAUGGUACUAUUAUGAUAGGCAAAAGAAUUUGGAAGAACGUGUGGACAAUUAAAUCGACCCUCAAAAUGUUUGAACUAGUUUUGGGUCUGAGAAAUUAA
Messenger RNA from Lathyrus sativus (Indian pea), 360 nucleotides. NCBI's taxonomy places the organism in Eukaryota, Viridiplantae, Streptophyta, Magnoliopsida, Fabales, Fabaceae. The record is from the annotation of a GenBank genome assembly.